AUGUCUCUUGCCAGUGGGCAAAAUGUCGUCGACGAUGCCAUUGCCGCUCGGGGAACGGGCGAAGUUCGAGACUCGGUGACCAAUGGACCAGCUGGGUUCGACGCCGAGAAACAGGCCUACGAAGUAACGGCAACGGACUCCGUGGACAGUGAUGAGUUUCCUGAGCCGACACCAGAAGAGCACAGUACCCUCCGCAAAGUCGCGGACAACCUGCCGAUCGUAUCCUACUCGCUGUGCCUGGUUGAAUUCGCCGAGCGAGCCUCCUACUACGGUUCCCAGACUGUCUUCUCCAACUUUAUUGAAUUUCCUCUCCCAAAAGGCGGGAAUGGCGCAGGUGCUCCACCGCGUGGUACGCAGGAGACUGCUGGUGGGUUGGGCAUGGGCUUGCAGGCCAGUUCUGGACUGGUGUUGCUCUUCGCCUUUUUGGCCUAUAUCAUUCCCAUUCUGGGAGGAUGGUGGGCCGAUGUUUAUGUCGGUCGAUAUAAGGCCAUCUGUGUGGGUGUCCUGAUCUGUGGUAUCGCGCAUUUGAUCCAGAUCUUCGGUGCUAUUCCAUCUGUUCUGCAGAAGGGCACGGCGCAUUCGGCACCCCCGUUCAUCAUCAGUCUGCUCAUCCUGGCGCUGGGGGCUGGGAUCUUCAAGCCAAACAUUGCACCAACCAUCCUGGACCAGCACCGACACAAGAAGGCCUAUACCAAAGUGCUGAAGUCCGGGGAGAAGGUCGUCGUGGACCCCGAACUGACGAAUAGCCGCACCAUGCUGAUCUUCUACGGGGUGGUCAACAUCGGUGCCUUUUACAUGCUGGCUACCACGUACGCGGAGAAGUACGUGGGCUACUGGCUUGCGUUUCUGUUGGCGGGGAUUAUCUACUUCCUUUUGCCCGCGGUGCUGGCGUUGGUUUAUAAGAAGACCUACAAGCAGCCACCGAGUGGGACGUCAGAUCUGAACCAGGUGGUGAAGAUUAUCUCCAUGGCGCUGCGACGCAACAAGUUUCGCGUCUGGCGCAAGAACUUCUUUGACGCGGCGCGACCGAGCGUCUUGGCCGCAGAGGGCAUCCAGGUGGAAUGGACGGACAAGCUGGUCGACGAUGUUCGUCGGACCUUGGUCGCAACGGAAGUGUUCUUUUACUUCCCGAUCUACAACAUCAACGACGGCGGGAUUGGCUCGGUUUCCAGUAACCAAGGUGCCUCCAUGACGACCAACGGAGCUCCAAACGACCUGCUGAACAACUUCAACGCGCUGACCAUCAUUGUCAUGACGCCCGUGCUGAGCCACCUCUUCUACCCCCUGCUGUUGCGCUACAACAUCAAGUUUGGGCGGAUCAGCCGCAUCACCUUCGGCUUUGUCCUGGCCAUAAUCUCCGGCGUGGUCGGGGCCAUCGUCCAGUGGCGCGUGUACAAGACCUCGCCGUGCGGGUUCUACGCCUCGUCCUGCGACGCCGGCGUCAGUCCGAUCUUGAUCUGGUGGCAGCUUCCGAAUGUCAUUCUGGGUGCCCUGUCGGAGCUCUUCUGCAACGUCACGGCCUAUGAGCUGGCGUAUGCGCGCUCGCCCCCCUCUAUGCGCGGGCUGGUGAUGGCCAUCUUCCUGUUCACCACGGCGCUGUCCAGCGCGCUGGGCGAGGUCCUCAUCCCCGUCACGCAAGACCCCUAUCUCAUUUGGAUCUGGGGGGCGCCGGCCGUGGCCCUGGCGAUCCAGACCAUAUUGUUCUGGUUCCGCUUCCGGUCGCUGAACCAUGAUGAAUACAUGAUCGAGGAGAAGGAUUAUGCCGAUACCACGCUCACGGCGCAGAGUGAACGGGCGGGUAAGGAGUUGUAA
Molecule: messenger RNA, 1812 nt
Organism: Aspergillus bombycis
Lineage: Eukaryota; Fungi; Ascomycota; Eurotiomycetes; Eurotiales; Aspergillaceae
Product: putative MFS peptide transporter
Exons: 5
Coding region: 1-1812 (603 amino acids)
Biological process (GO): transmembrane transport
Cellular component (GO): membrane
Molecular function (GO): dipeptide transmembrane transporter activity
Source: RefSeq, a predicted model, not a curated record